Messenger RNA from Plectropomus leopardus (leopard coralgrouper), 1619 nucleotides. Lineage: Eukaryota; Metazoa; Chordata; Actinopteri; Perciformes; Serranidae. The record is from RefSeq and is a predicted model, not a curated record.
UUUGUAGCUGUUGUCCAAGUGGUAAAGUGUGACUCACUGCAGGUUUUUGAUCAGGAAAUGAGAUCUUUAAAAUGUGAAUCAACCAUCUGUGUCUCUGUCAGGAUCCGAGGCUCCUCCCCCUCCAGCUGCGGCUCCAGCCCUCUGAACAUCACCAGCACCCCUCCACCCGACACCUGCUCCCCAGGGGGCAAGAAGAUCCAGAACGGAGGGACACCUGAGCUGCCGAACACAGGGAUCAUUCCCGGACCUGAUUCUGUCGGCUACCCGUACUCCAACCAGUCCAUCAUGAGUGACAACUCCCACCUGAGUAUAGACAUCAUGGAAGAGCCCGGCUCCAGCAGCCCCAGCAACGACGAGGCGGCCAUGGCGGUCAUCAUGUCCCUGCUGGAGGCGGACGCCGGCCUGGGCGGCCCCGUGGACUUCAGCGACCUGCCCUGGCCUUUGUGAGGAAGCUGGAAGGGAGACAGGGAGACUGCCUGUUGGACCCAGAGCCGCUGAUGGAGAGAGUUCAGUCAGGUUGGAUUCUGGCUGUCAUGUCACACCGACACUGCAAAAAGUAUCCAUCUUAGCACGUUAUAAUUUAAUAGAACAGGCUGUAGAUACUGAAGAUUUCUCCUAAAACUACUAAAAACAAGAGUAGAUCAUUUCAGUGCAGAUUUCACUCCUUUAUUCAUCAUUCCCUGUAGGUGGACAAGUGAUGCUGAAUUUCACUGAAGUUUUCUUUUUUAAAAACACGCUGUUAAGAUGAUGCUUUUUGCAGCGUUGGUUGGCUGCAGACGAGGCGUUCCCUAACAUUGCCACGGUGAGACACCAUUACUCUAACAACAGUGGAGUCAAUGGGAUCUCGAGUUACAGGACUGCGGUGCUAAGGUGUCUGCUGAAGGACUGAACUCUGUCCAACAGCAGCUCUGGGACCUGCCGUCGCCAGGUCCACGUCCAACCAACACAGGACUCCUGAGACGCUCACAGACAGUGGUUGAAGUUUGAUGUUGGGUGGGGAGCGCUUGAUUUCCGCCUCCUGCUGCGGCCCUCUCAACAUCUCUGACUGUAAAGGUCUCCCUGUAGGACGCUGGUGCUGAACAGGCGCGGCUGUUUUAGCCGCAGCGGGAGAUGAACACACAGCAGGCGUCCUCCGGAGAUUUGCUUGGAAUAUUCUUAGAGGUUCUUUAUUCCCAAAACGAAACACAGAAUUCCACAAGCAGGUGUUUUUCAGUUCAUUUUAACGAAAUCCUUUUUGAAAAAAAAAAACACCUCGCUGCUGUUUCCUGAACUAACAUUAGCAAAUUUUUCUACAAGCAACUGAAGCUCAUCCUCGCGAAAUUCUGUUUUCCCAGAAGAGUAGAGCGGAUUUUUCCCGAGUUUCAAAAUUCAUGUUUGAAAACUGUUUUAAAAACAAACCGGUCGACCUAAAACUACCUGCAGUAUUUCUGUCAGAAGUUAAGAUGAUACAUUUUAACCUCCUAAAGCUCUUUGCUGUUACAGCCAGUGAUUCUUACCACAGACCAUCAGAAAAGGACCAGUCACACAGGGUUCGUACGGUCAUGACAAACCUGGAAAAGUUAUGGAAUUUUUUUACAAAUAGCCAUUUCCAGGCCUGAAAAAGUUUUGGAAAACUAAAU